UUUAUUUCGGACGAGGCAGCGAAGCUCUUUUACUCACUUCAGUGGCCUCCGGAGACGAAGCGUGCUUUGCACCAUGAGCAUCAGUUACCAUCGCCCUGGGAGUAUGAACUAUAGCAGCCGUUCCCACGGAUCCCUUCCUAAUCGAAGCUCAUUGUACCGAGCCAAUUCGGGAUUCUUAACCCGAGGGUCCUUCAGGGAUGUCUCCAGCUAUCCCCUCUCUACUUCGACGCCUUUCUUUCUCUCCCCGCUGCCCAGUUUGGAGAUCGACCCCAAGCUGCACCAGAUACGCACGGAAGAGAAGGAACAGAUCAAGGGGCUCAACAACCAGUUAGCCUCCUUCAUUGACAAGGUACGCAAACUUGAGCAGCAGAACAAAGUGCUGGAGACGCAGCUGAAACUUCUGAGGGACAAAGACCAAUACAAAUCCAAUGUGAGGCACAUUAUGACAGUCCACAGCCAGCCCCUUAAGCAGCAGAUAGAGACCCUCAAUCAAGAUAAGGUGAAAUUGCAAAAUGAGCUGGACCACACGCAGACUCUUCUGGAGGAACUGAAAAGCCAGUAUGAAGAGGAGAUAAAUCAGCGUAAUCAGCUGGAAAAUGAGUUUGUGGUGACUAAAAAGGACCUGGAUGAUAUUUACUUGCAGAAAGUAGAUGUUGAAUCCAAGCUAGAGAGCAUCACGAAUGAAAUCAAAUACCUUAAGCAGCUUUUUGAAGAGGAGAUCAGAGAAUUGGAAUCUCAAAUCCAAAAUGCGAUGGUCACUGUGGCGAUGGACAACAACCGGGAACUGGAGAUGAAGCACAUCAUCGAUGAGGUGAAAGAACAGUACAAGACCAUGACUACCAAGAGUCGUGAUGAGGCUGAACAGUGGUACAAAAGCAAGAUUGAUGACAUUGUAAGGCAAAAUCAGAAGCAUAAAGAUGAGAUGAAAAACAUCAAGGGUCAGAUUGCUGAGCUGACUCGCGAUGCCCAGCAUAUCAAUGGAGAAAUUGAGGCCUUAAAGAAUCAGCGAGCCAAUCUAGAAAAUGCUGUGGCCUCAGCUGAAGAACAAGGGGAGCAGGCUCUGCAAAGUGCCAAGAGUACUGCCCAAGACCUGGAGGAGGCACUGAAGCAAGCCAAACUUGACAUGGCCACCAAGACAAAAGAAUACCUAGAUCUGAUGCACCUCAAACUGGCCUUUGAUAUAGAAAUUGCCACCUACAGAAAGCUGCUGGAAGGAGAAGAAUACCGGAUGGUUGGUCAGGUUCCAACACAACAGGCCAGUGCCAUUAACAAGUUAGCUGGACUCCUGACUCAGGGAACAGCACUUCCCUCUCACACUGGGGCUGCAGGGACUUCGGUCACCACCAGCAGCUCACUGAAGAGGCCUUUGAUGAUCAAGACCAUUGAGACCAAGGAUGGGAAGAUCAUUUCAGAGGCCAGUCAUUUUUCAGCGAAGUAACUGUAGUAGAAGCAGCAAAAAGUCGAUGUAUCUUCAAGACUUAAAAAUAAAUGAUUGUUUUUAUAGUCUCUAAUGAUAACCUACUUCAUAUACCUCCAUAUUUUCUCCCUUGCAGUGCUAUUUCUUUUUCAAGCUACAAUGGCUGAAUUUUACCUUGCCAAUAAAGUGGUGCAGAUAAUAUGUUCUAUGUACCAAUUCCUAUUAAAGCUCCUGAAAAAUGUGU
This is a messenger RNA of Python bivittatus (Burmese python), 1661 nucleotides long. RefSeq names its product keratin, type II cytoskeletal 8-like. Gene Ontology annotation, cellular component: keratin filament. NCBI's taxonomy places the organism in Eukaryota, Metazoa, Chordata, Lepidosauria, Squamata, Pythonidae. The record is from RefSeq and is a predicted model, not a curated record. Gene Ontology annotation, molecular function: structural constituent of skin epidermis. Gene Ontology annotation, biological process: intermediate filament organization; keratinization.